AUGAACUUUAGGCUGUGCGUUACUCUGUCUAGUGGGCAAUUAGGAGAUCUGGCGCCUGUCUCUUGCAACAAAAAGCUUCUGCUUUGCAUUUGUUUAGUUCUAGUGAGGUUUGAUACUAUAAUCAUCUUUGAGCUGUUUGCAGACACAGUUCCAAAGACAGCAGAAAGCUUCUGUUUGUUGAGCACUGGGGAGAAAGGUUUCGGUUACAAGGGAUCAUGUUUUCACAGAGUAAUUCCUGGAUUCAUGUGUCAGGGUGGCGACUUUACCCGCCACAAUGAAACAGGUGGUAAAUCUAUUUAUGGUGAGAAGUUUGCCAAUGAGAACUUCAUACUCAAGCACACAGGCCCUGGCAUUUUAUCUAUGGCAAAUGCUGGUCCCAAUACAAACGGGUCUCAGUUCUUCAUCUGCACUGAGAAAACUGAGUGGCUGGAUGGGAAACAUGUGGUCUUUGGCCAAGUCAGAGAGGGAAUGGACAUUGUGAGGAAAAUAGAGAGUUUUGGGUCAAAGAAUGGCAAGCCGAGCAAGAAGAUCACCGUCACUGAGUGUGGAGAUCUGAAAUAACGUUCUGUUGUCUUAACAAAUUCACCAUUAGUCCCCUCUAAAUCUUUAUGCUCCUGACUUACUGCUGGGUUUCUACUGGGUUUCAAAUUCUGCUCCCUCACAAGUCCAGCUGGACUGAAGACAAAUUUGUUUGCAAAAUGAAAUAAAACAAGUUAAACAAAAAAAAAA
This is a messenger RNA of Candoia aspera, 729 nucleotides long. Its product is annotated as peptidyl-prolyl cis-trans isomerase A-like. Gene Ontology annotation, molecular function: peptidyl-prolyl cis-trans isomerase activity. Gene Ontology annotation, biological process: protein folding; protein peptidyl-prolyl isomerization. NCBI's taxonomy places the organism in Eukaryota, Metazoa, Chordata, Lepidosauria, Squamata, Candoiidae. The transcript has a single exon. The record is from RefSeq and is a predicted model, not a curated record. The coding region runs from base 1 to 561 and encodes 186 amino acids. Gene Ontology annotation, cellular component: intracellular membrane-bounded organelle.